CCAUGGCCGACAGCAGGGCCAAACCUGCCAAAGCCUCCAACAGGACACCCCCCAAGUCCCCGGGGGACCCCGCCCGAGACCGGGCGGCCAAGCGACUGUCACUGGAGUCGGAAGGUGCCAGCGAGGGUGCGGCCGCGACCCCGGAGCUCAGCGCCCUGGAGGAGGCCUUCCGGCGCUUUGCCGUGCACGGGGACACACGGGCCACUGGGAAGGAGAUGCACGGCAAGAACUGGUCCAAGCUGUGCAAGGACUGCCAGGUGAUCGACGGCCGAAACGUGACAGUCACCGAUGUGGAUAUCGUCUUCAGCAAGAUCAAAGGGAAGUCCUGUCGGACCAUCACCUUUGAGCAGUUCAAGGAGGCACUGGAGGAGCUCGCCAAGAAGCGGUUCAAGGACAAGAGUGACGAGGAGGCCAUCCGCGAGGUGCACCGGCUCAUCGAGGGCAAGGCCCCGAUCAUCUCAGGGGUGACGAAAGCCAUCUCGUCACCCACUGUGUCACGGCUUACCGACACGACCAAGUUCACGGGCUCCCACAAGGAGCGCUUUGACCCCUCAGGCAAGGGCAAGGGAAAGGCUGGCCGUGUGGACCUGGUGGACGAUUCGGGCUAUGUGCCUGGCUACAAGCACGCGGGCACCUACGACCAGAAGGUGCAGGGCGGCAAGUAGCCCCCACGCGUGCCCGCCUGCCCGUGCAGGCGUCUGGGCCCGGACUCCUUCCCUCACACUUCAUUACAUUCCUGUGCGGCUCGGGCAGAUCUCACGGCACCUGGGCCUCCCUCCUGCCCGCCUCCCGCCAGGUGCCCCGCGCCCCUCUCAGACCCUGGUUAGGCCCGACUCACCAACCCUUCCUAACACACCUGCCUCGCCCAGUAGGGAAGAGGAUGGCCGGUCCAUGGGGUCUCCACCUUGCACACACUGGCCACAUGGUUUGCAGGCGAAAGGGGAGUUUUUAAGGAGCUUGCCAUUGUGGGGACGCGGAGGACAGGGCCUAUCGGAGGCUGCGCUGGCCCCCUGACCGGCAGACGCCUUGCAGGAGCCUCAGCGGGUAACAGACGCUAACGAACUAACCAACAGCACCAAUAAAACGGUGUUCACUCCAAACGGGACUGUGGCAGUGUCUGUGGGGCCCUGUGCCCGUCCUGCACGCAGUGGACACCACAGGCCCCCAUGCUCUUCUGGCUGAGGGCAGGACCGAGGCCACUUGGUGGCCAUGUGGGCGCUGGCACCCCGCAGGUGUGGGGAGGCAGGUCACACAGGCACGUGCUUGUGCGCACACAUGUACACAAUGUGCACAUGUGCACGCACAUGCCUACAGGUCAGCUUUGUGCGACAGGCAGUCCCAGUGAAAGGAAGGCUGAGGGGGCAACGGGCAGCUUCCCGGUUGACCAGUGGAGUGACCUGGUGUGAGAUGGGACAUUGGCUUGGCAAACGCGCGUCUGAUCUCAGAGCUGAUUGGGAAGAUUCAGAACACCCUGCCCAGUGUCGCCCGGCAGGAGUGGUGAGAUGCCAAGACCCUGCUGCCUCACGCCUGUGACAGGCCCGGCCCCUGUUGCCUGGCCUGCCUCUACACUGCUCACGAGUCUCCACUGCACCCACAGUUUCUCCAGCCCCUCUGGAUAGUCUCCCAACCUCCCCAGCGUGUGGAGAGCAGGACACCAAACACAGACCCAGGAAUACCCUGGGCCCGUGGCAUGUGUGGGACUCUGCCUCUCCAGGGCGUCCGCACAGGGCCUGCCCAGGCCUUGCCCAGGCCUUGCCCGCCAUGCCGCACAAGUCUGCACCAUCCCUGGGAGGCCCAUUGGUGUGGCCACUUCUGCCACGAUGGCCUGACUGUCCCUCGAGUGUGACCUGCUGGGCUGUGCGGCUCUGGAGAGGGUUCUGGGAAGAGCCCACAGAAGCCUCAGGGAUGUGCUCCUCAGAGCCUGUGUGUCCUUGGCUACUGUCUGAAUCUGUCCAGGUGGGUAUGAGGCCCUCUGGCAGCACUGUGGCACAGACACACCACCUGCCCCCAAGUCCAGAGAGCACCCUGCUUGUGGCCACAGCCUGAAGGUUGCCCCCGGCUGACACAGUGCUAUAGGGUUGGGGCCUCCCCAGGUCCCUCGACAGGGACCCCUCGCCGGAGGACGGAGUGGCCUCAGGAAGCACAUGGUACCUGGCACUGAAGACCAAGGAAUCAUAGUUCUCAGCUUCACCACUGCCUCUGGAGCCACCUUGCCAGGCUGGGGAGAGGAGGAGCACCCAAGUCUGGCUCCGAGCCCCCCACCAGCCGGGCUGGACCAUGUGUGACACCAAGGGGCAGAAGUCACAUGUGGGAAUGCUUGCAAACAGCCUCAACCAGCAAAGUGCUUGAUCAUCUGAUCACGCCCUGAAGGUCCCUGUGCUCAAAUGCCAACGGCUUACACUGCAGUCACUACGCAGCACUCGAGGCCCGGAGGUGCCCAGGCGCCCCACCCCCUCUCAGGCCUCUCCCAUCACAGGCAUCCCGGGUCCCAGUGCGGCUCCGCCCGGGCUGGCCAUCUCUUGGUCUGAGGCUUUGCUUUCCUUUUCUUCUGCCCAUGAGCAACCUGGUCCCCUGUGUGAUGACCACGGCCAAGUCACACAGAGCAGAUGUGGUUCCAGCAGGACCUCGGUGCUAGAGCCAAGGGCACCUGGUGAAGGCAGACGGAUGGGCCAGGGGCUGUCCAAGGGGUUCCCACACCGCACAGCAGGAACGAAUGCCGAGUCUGUGGGGACACAGGAUGCGGAAGAGAGGGACCGGCACACCAGGACACUGCCACCUGUUCAGAGGGUCGUCCUUGGGCAAGAAUGGCCUCCAAAGAAGACACAAACUACAUCUGGGCUGUCUGCCCUAGGACACACCAGAAACGGGAUCUAAGCAAAGAAACUCAAGUCCCAUCCUCAGGGGCCUACCGCACCUCACAGGAAGGAGGCUCAUGUCCUAGCGGGUCACCUUGCUCACAUGGUCAGCAUGCUUCUUGCCAGUGCCCUCCCGAGCACAGGGUAGAGCAGCCAGCAGCAUGUCCUUGGUCCUGCCAUCUCAGGCCUGGAGGUGAGCUCCUGGACACGGGAUGCACUUCGCUGCUGAGGGGCGCAUCGGGCACAUUCCUGGUCACCCCAACAUGUCCUGCCUGGGAUGCCCGCGACGGCUGAGGCCCGAGAAGGGGUGGGGCACCUGGGAUCCUCCGGGCCUCAAGUCCUGAGUAGUCUCUGGGUUUUGUGAGUGAACUCAUGUGCACGUGGUCAUGGCCAUGGUGGCCCUGGGAGGCCCCAUAGCCCAGAAUCCCCAUCCACAUGCUCUCAGGGGUGGCACCUGGCACACAGCACCAGGAGUGGAGUUGAUGGUCUUCACCAUGUCCUCCCCCAUGGGUCCCAAGGCUUCCUCGGAAACACGUGAGCCGAAACAGCAUCCCUUAGGCCUUCCAAGUGUAGUUUUGAAAACACCUCCCUCCCCACCCUGUGCCACCCAGCAAGGGCGGGGGCAGUAAAUUCAGUCAUGGGGACGUGGUAGGUACCAUUCUGUCCAUGUGAAUUGUCUGGUGAAUUUGUCAUAGCAUCUCUGUGCAAUCCUUGAACACAGGACAUUUGCUUGGACCCCAAACCACUGCACAAAACAGACCAUGCAUUUUCCUCAUCGGUUUCUGGAUAUUGUGAACACAUAGACAGGUGUCGUUCUUUUGCAUGUUCUUAUGCAACAAAAUUUGCUUCUACUAACCAUGGUUAACUAGAAAUUAAAUGUCUAUCUGUGAAAAAAAGAAACUGCACAACAUGCAACCCAGGAGACUGGGACAGGAUCUGUCAGGGGCAACUCGGGAUGAGGACAGGUUCUGUCAGGUGGACACCAGGAGACGGGGACAGGUUCUGUCAGGUGGACACUGGUUGACGGGAACAGGUUCUGCCAGGGGACACCAGGAGACAGGGACAGGUUCUGGCUGGAAGAUACCAGGUGAUGGGGACAGGUUCAGUCAGGGGAACACCGGUUGACGGGGACAGGUUCUUUCAGGUGGACACUGGUUGAUGGGGACAGGUUCUGCCAGGGGACACCAGGAGACAGGGACAGGUUCAGUCAGGGGGACACCGGUUGAUGGGGACAGGUUCUGUCAGGUGGACACUGGUUGACGGGGACAGGUUCUGCCAGGGGACACCAGGAGACAGGGACAGGUUCUGGCUGGAAGACACCAGGAGAUGGGGGCAGGUCCUGUCGGGGACACCAGGAGAUGGGGCAGGUCUUGUCAGGUGGACACUGGUUGGCAGUGGCGGGUCCUGUCCAGCGGACGCUGGUUGAUGGGGCGGGUCCUGUCAGGCGAACACCAGUUGGCAGGGAUGGGUCCUGUCAGGGGGACAUCGGUUGACGGGGGCAGGUCCCAUCAGGGGGACACCAGGAGACGGGGGCAGGUCCUGUGUUGAAGACACCAGGUGAUGGGGACAGAUUCUGUCAGGUGGACACCAGGAGAUGGGGACAGGUUUUGUGAGGGGACAUGACGAGACAGGGACAGGUUCUUCAGAGGGACACCAGUUGAUGGGGACAGUUUCUGUCAGGUAGACACUAGGAGAUGGGAACAGGUUCUGUCAGGUAGACACCAGGAGAUGGGGACAGUUUUUGUCAGGGGACACGAUGAGACAGGGACAGGUUCUGUCCAGAGAAUACCAGGAGACAGGGACAGUUCUGAAAGGGGACAGUGCCGAUGGUGUCUGAGCAUCAGGGAGGCAAAGGAUAGAAGGAGAGUGUUUGGGAAACUGAUCAUACCUGAAUGCUUAUUUAUUUCUAUUUAAUGCUAUUGGACCUGCCGCUAGGUAGUGGUCAUACAGUUAGCUCUGCCAAGUCCCAGAUCAAAUUAUAUGUUUAAAAUAUCAGAGCAAAAUAUAUAUAUUUAUACUGGAGUAUUUUUUCACCUUUAAUAUCCUCAGUUUUUAUUUUGGCGUAGAUGAAACUAGUGCAGCUGCCUUGCAUUGGCCAGAGGAUUCCACAUGCAUUGUGUCCUGAGGUGUCCGCCUCCAUAGCCUGUGGUGGCAGCCCCAGACAGGCCAUGGGCAGUCGCAUGCUACACCUUGCCCACCUGGGCUGACGCUGUGCCUGUGUUUGUGAGUGAGGUCCCCAGCAUGAGCCCUGGGUGUUGGCAGGCCAUGCAUAGCUGCUCCUGCACUGCAGCCAGAGAGGGAGGGGUCGAGACAGAGAUGCCUGGCCCUGGACGCCCAUGUCCCUUAAUGGGGACAGCGCACCGCACAUCCCACUCAUUCCCUCCUGAAGGCAAUUGUGUUGAGCUGGCCACUCUCCAUCCUGCCACACAGGCCACAUGGGGACAGCCCAGGCUGAAGUUAUCCAUAGGCUAGAAUGUCCUUCAGACACGAACCUGAGGGACUUCCUCCUGUCACUCCUGAGUACUUGGCGAACUGCAUGGUUCAGGGGCAUGGCCUUUGUGGCACAUGAUGGGAGUCGUGAGGGCCCCUUUGUGAUGCUUUAGUUAACUCUCUCUCUCUCUAGACUGCUCAAAAAACUAACCCAAGCCAAACAACAAAAGGAACCUGCACAACUCAGAGAAACUUGAAAGGGAUAAUAUGUAUUACUAGUUUGUACUAAGCUUUUUUCAAGAAAGGGAAACAAUUUAUAUAUAUAUAUGUGAAUAUAUUUUUACACUGUUUUAUUAACGUUAGGGAUACCAAGCUUAUCACUUUAUCGGUGUGAUGGGCAAUGUCCACGUCUUGGGUGUUUCGACUCAGAAAGGCAACUGCUGACGUGUAAGCCACACUCACCAGGAACGUCUGUGGGCCCGGGCGCCCUGCCGCUCCUCCUGCAGUGUGAGGCACGGUGUCACCUGCUAGACCUGCCGUCGGGGGCCGGCUUACAAACCUAGUGAAGCAGCUCAUAGGUCUGUGUGCAUGUUGUUCCCAGUGUUGCUGUUGUUAACAUUGUGUGUCAAAUUGGUAAAGUGAUGAAUAAAGGUGUUAAAACGUGAA
This is a messenger RNA of Carlito syrichta (Philippine tarsier), 5951 nucleotides long. RefSeq names its product tubulin polymerization promoting protein (gene TPPP). Bases 3 to 665 code for a protein of 220 amino acids. Gene Ontology annotation, molecular function: tubulin binding. Lineage: Eukaryota; Metazoa; Chordata; Mammalia; Primates; Tarsiidae. The transcript is spliced from 3 exons. The record is from RefSeq and is a predicted model, not a curated record. Gene Ontology annotation, cellular component: microtubule. Gene Ontology annotation, biological process: positive regulation of protein polymerization; microtubule bundle formation; microtubule polymerization.